Messenger RNA from Rotaria sordida, 510 nucleotides. The record is from the annotation of a GenBank genome assembly. Lineage: Eukaryota; Metazoa; Rotifera; Eurotatoria; Philodinida; Philodinidae.
AUGACCGAUCUAGAUUUUGUUAGAUCAGUACUCUAUUCAAAAAGUAUUAAUUCAAGCGAUGUAAAGCCAUAUACUGGUCUUCACUUCAAUAACAGUGGUGAUUUGAUUUUGUCAACACCAUCCCUCGAUUCAUGUCGUGUUAAUAACGAUCCAAUUUAUCGAUACGCAGGAAACAUAUCUACUCAUCUUCCUAAAAGAGUAGACUAUCGUAUCUUGUCGUAUAAUUCACUUGAAAACCGUCGUUAUCAUUCUCUUCGAAUGAAGCAACCCGUUCCACAUUAUGUAACUCGUAUUUACGACGAACGAUUUGGUUCUGCUGUUUCACCUCGUACUGAACCAUCACGAACAAUUCGUAUUAAUAAAGAACCUGGCUAUCAAUUACUUGUUGAUCAAAUUCCAAAUCAAGAUCAAACAAUGAUAUCACAACGUUUCAAUAAAUUAAGUCCAUUUGUUACUGAACAUGGAAAUAAUCCCAAUGCUAAUCCUAUUCUUCGAGAAACAGCAGUUUAA